AUGAGCGCCGUAGCUGCGCGCGAGUGGAUGGCAGGCUCACUCAUGUCAAUCAUCUUGACAGAUAUUAGACACUCAGCUUGUGCAAAGCACUUUGGUAGCUUGUGGAACGUUGUUGUCAAGUUCUCGGUGAAUACUCCGGAGAUUAUCGUUCUUCCAUUGGCCUUCCCUUCAAGUUUUGUUAGUGACCUUUGUCUUAACGAUCCUAGGAAGAUGUAUUUCUCAUUACAACUGGGAGUAGAUGUCUUCUCGGAACUCCCUGGUUGUCAUUUGGCGUCUGCCAGUGAAAUCAUCAUCGUUGCUUACAUUUUCCUUGGGCUAUCUGAAACCGUUAUGGCCGUCUUGACGGCAAUCAAGGCGUACCGCCAUUUUCAAAACUCACGAUCCGGUUGGAUCACAAAACUCUACCGCGAAGGGCUUUUAUUCUAUCUUUACCUUGUUUCCAUUUCACUUGCUAAUGUCCUUGUUCCUAUUCUUGCUCCAUUGGCUCGCGACUCCACAACGAGUUAUGCAUUCAGUUCUUUGCAACAGAGUGUUGCUGCAUAUUUUCAAACAACGGCAGGCGUCAGUCAUGGUCAACCGAUUACCUAG
Molecule: messenger RNA, 588 nt
Organism: Psilocybe cubensis
Lineage: Eukaryota; Fungi; Basidiomycota; Agaricomycetes; Agaricales; Agrocybaceae
Exons: 10
Coding region: 1-588 (195 amino acids)
Source: RefSeq, a predicted model, not a curated record